Molecule: messenger RNA, 1945 nt
Organism: Alosa alosa (allis shad)
Lineage: Eukaryota; Metazoa; Chordata; Actinopteri; Clupeiformes; Clupeidae
Gene: il17re
Exons: 5
Coding region: 596-1732 (378 amino acids)
Molecular function (GO): interleukin-17 receptor activity
Source: RefSeq, a predicted model, not a curated record
UCUCCCUUAUUGAGACAUCACCAAAACCAACUGCCAGUCCACACUGUGGUGUCUCCAGCCAACAAACGUCAACAAACGCAGACAGUCGGCCCACACUGACCCAACUGUUGGUGUUUGUUGGCUUUUGUUGGAGCAGUGUGCAAGCUCCUUUAGGGAAAUUUGAGUGUUACUUCCCCCAGAGCCAUAUAGGGUGCUGACUACCCACCCCCAUCUGAAAAUUCCGGUAACACUUCACAGUAAGGGUACAUGAAUUAUCAUGAAUUCAUGCUUGAAUUAAUUCAUGAUUUAUGUAUUACUUCAUUCCUUAAUAUCUCACGAAUCAUCAGGAAUUGACAUGAGUUCAUGAGUCUGUCAUUCGUGACCUCAUACAGUACAAGAACAGCACAUCACCUAACGCAUUAAGUAUGGUGGGCACAUCAGUAUGAAUUAUGAUUUAUUGCAUGAUUAUUUGUUUUUCUGCCAAAAAUGUGGUCACUGCUCAAAUUCUGAUUUGAACACAACACAUGUCAUUAUUCACCACUUUAGUUGAAGGGCCACAGACAUGAUGAACCCAUGAGCAAUCCAACUGUCUGUCACAUAACAUUACUUUCAAGAGAUGGCAAUGUCAAAGAGAGUUGGAUUCUGUGCUAGGCUAUUUCUUUCCAAUCUUGCAAUGAUCUCAAAGUCUCAGGAGAGUUGUGAAAGACGACAGGUGGGGGGCAACAGUCCAAUGGAGCUGGUGUUACCAUUUCCCUCUCGCUCUGUUGGGCCCUGUGUACAAGUGUGGAGACAUGAACCUCUUCUCCGUGGGAGAAGAAUAUUUUGCCUGGACUACCCACAGAUACACAGAAGAUGGGGACUAAUUAUUGGGGUAACACUGGCUUUCCUGCUUACUUUAGUUGUCCUGGGAAAUUGUGCCUGGUACCAGUUUUUGAAAAGAUUCUCAGAUUUAGUUUCCAGUAGACCUGUUUUGCUAGUAAGUUCCUCAGAUGAGACAAGCCAUGUCUCAGCAGUUUUAGCUCUCGCUUCUGGCCUAGAAGCAGAGCUGAACUGCAGCGUGCGACUUGCUCUGUGGGACCACUGUGCCUCACAGGACUCUGUAGCUCAUCUGGGGCCUGUCCCCUGGCUUCACACACAGUGGCAAGCGGUGUUACAGACUGGAGGCGUGAUACUAAUUGCUUGGAGUUCCAGUGCUUCUGGUGCCUACAAUUUCACAGGAGAACGUGGGGAGACAGAGGAUGGAAAUAAAAAAAACAGACACCCAUAUUUAGACUGUGAACAUUUGCAAUUUUCGAGUUUUGAGUAUGAUGAAAACCAUGAGACAUGUGAUUAUGAAAUGAAAGCGUGGACCUACAGAUUAAAAGGAGAGGAAGACACAGAAAGAGAAGAGAAGACUUCAGUGACUACUCAAGUGCUUGUUGCUACUCUUUCAUGUCUUCAAGCUACACUGCAGUCAGGCCUCCAGAGUAAAAAAAUAAUCUUACUUCAUUUUGAGAGAAAGGGCUAUAGUGACAGUGAGACCGAUGGGGAUCUUCCAGCUGUGCUACACACCUUGCCAACUUAUUAUUUGCCACAGAACCUCCCUAAACUUGUGUUAGAGCUGAGUAUGGGCCCCAAUAAAAGGAAUGCUCAAAAUCAAGGACAAGAAAGGGUGGGCAAAAAUUUCAGUGGCUGGUUGUGGUUGGCUGGAACUUGUUGGGCCCAUCAUGUGUCAUGGCGGCUUGCACAAAAAUGGACAAAUUGUCUCCAGUAAGGCUGAGUUCCAGAAUGGAGAAUAUACAGGCGAUGCUUUGUACAGAAAAAGAACAUCUCUCUCAUUACUUUUGCUAACUUCCAUAGCAGCACAGAUGUGUCAAAUUGUGAUUGUGUUUUGCAACAAUUCAUUUGAUUUGAUGCUUCUAGGCCCAUAACAUGUCUAUUGGACCCAAUACCUUCUAGUCUAUUUAAAUAACUGUUGCCUGUUUUA